Sapajus apella (tufted capuchin) is the source of this 5396-nucleotide messenger RNA. It is a transcript of the gene XK, whose product is annotated as X-linked Kx blood group. The transcript has 3 exons. The record is from RefSeq and is a predicted model, not a curated record. Lineage: Eukaryota; Metazoa; Chordata; Mammalia; Primates; Cebidae. Bases 391 to 1725 code for a protein of 444 amino acids. Gene Ontology annotation, cellular component: membrane.
UCGAGCUCCGGCGCCAAGGCAUGAGCUGUCGGAGGACAAGGGUUCGCGGCCCGCCAGGGGACAGUCACCACAGAGACGCAGCUGGCACUGGGGCGAGCAAGCGGGCGGGCGGCGCACGGAGCGCGUAGGCGUGUCCCGGCUGGGCCGCGCUGCCCGCCCCACCCCACCGCACGCCAGCCAGGUCGGCCGCCCCCUCCCAGAUCCAGCUCCAGAGCCGAGGCCGGUCGGCCGGGCCCGCGUGCCCUCGGCGGGCUGCGCAGAGCGCGGGAGUAGUUUGGGGCUGGGCAUGCUGGGAGCCUCUCAAGCAACGGCCGCUGCCGCCGCCGCCGCCGCCGCGACACAGCCACAGCCACUGCGUCCGCCCCCGGUGAGCGCCACUGACGCGCGGAGAUGAAAUUCCCGGCCUCAGUGCUGGCGUCCGUGUUCCUGUUCGUGGCCGAGACAACGGCGGCGCUCAGCCUGAGCAGCACCUACCGCUCAGGCGGGGACCGCAUGUGGCAGGCACUGACGUUGCUUUUCUCGCUACUGCCCUGCGCGCUGGUGCAGCUCACGCUCCUCUUCGUACACCGCGACCUCAGCCGCGACCGCCCGCUGGUACUGCUGCUGCACCUGCUGCAACUCGGGCCCCUUUUCAGGUGUUUUGAAGUCUUCUGCAUCUACUUUCAGUCAGGCAACAAUGAAGAGCCCUAUGUCAGUAUCACCAAGAAAAGGCAAAUGCCAAAAAAUGGACUCUCAGAGGAGAUUGAGAAGGAGGUGGGCCAGGCAGAAGGCAAGCUAAUUACCCACCGAUCAGCAUUCAGCCGGGCAUCGGUGAUCCAAGCUUUCUUGGGCUCAGCCCCCCAGCUGACCCUACAGUUGUACAUAAGCAUCAUGCAGCAGGACGUCACUGUUGGAAGAAGUCUCCUCAUGACCAUAUCCCUGUUGUCCAUUGUGUAUGGAGCCUUGCGCUGUAACAUCCUAGCCAUCAAAAUCAAGUACGAUGAAUAUGAAGUUAAAGUGAAGCCUCUGGCAUACGUCUGUAUCUUCCUGUGGAGGAGCUUUGAGAUUGCCACUCGAGUUGUAGUUCUGGUCCUCUUUACCUCCGUCCUGAAGACCUGGGUGGUGGUUAUAAUACUCAUCAACUUCUUCAGCUUCUUCUUGUACCCCUGGAUCCUCUUCUGGUACAGUGGUUCCCCAUUCCCUGAGAACAUAGAGAAAGCCCUCAGUCGGGUGGGCACCACCAUUGUACUAUGCUUUCUAACUUUACUGUAUACUGGUAUCAACAUGUUCUGCUGGUCUGCUGUACAGUUGAAAAUAGACAGCCCUGACCUUAUCAGCAAGUCCCAUAAUUGGUACCAGCUACUGGUGUAUUACAUGAUGAGAUUCAUUGAGAAUGCCGUCCUCCUCCUCCUGUGGUAUCUUUUCAAGACUGACAUUUAUAUGUAUGUGUGCGCACCUCUGUUGGUUCUGCAGCUGCUCAUUGCGUACUGCACAGCCAUUCUCUUCAUGCUUGUGUUCUAUCAGUUCUUCCACCCUUGCAAAAAGCUCUUUUCCUCCAGUGUUGUUGAAGGCUUUCAGAGGUGGUUGAGAUGUUUUUGCUGGGCCUGCAGGCAGCAAAAACCCUGUGAUCCAACAGGAAAGGCAGAUCUACAGUCAUCCAGAGAUAGAGAUGAGACACCUUCUAGCAGUAAAACAAGUCCUGAGCCUAGUCAGUUCUUGAAUGCUGAAGAUCUCUGCUCUGCUUAAUGGGACCCAAGGUCUCAGGGCACAGACAUAUUAUUUUCUGGGUUUGAUACCCUGUUGUUCAUAUAAAUAAUUAGCCCUGCACAGGGAACAAGGCAGGAAGUUAGCUGUCAACUUCUUGUGAGAUGCUCCUCUUUAUAGAGCUCUUGGGUAUGUAGAACUGUAUGGGAAGAUGCCAGGGGUGUUGAAGGGGCAGCCCAAGGCAUCACAGUUCACAGGUAACCAUGUUAUGUUCUUCUAGGCAUUAUUGGCCUUUUCACUGACAAGUUACCCCUGAAAUCUGAGUUGUACUGGUUAGAUGCAUCAGGUGGAAUGAGGAGAGGGGCUUACCUGUUCUCUAGUGUUCCAGAUUGUUGGGUUUGGGUAACCUGAAGAUUUAUUAUCCCUGAACAUAGUUUUCACCCAAGAGCUGUCCUGGUGACCAAAAAAGGUUACUAGAGUUUGCUAUCAAUGACAUCAUUCCAGUCAGAGCUUUCAGGGAGGGAUGUUCAAGUUUGGUUUUUGAAUAGAUAGAUGUUUCAUAUUCAUCUCAUUAGGGCUUUUUGUACAUAGCCAACUGUAGCUACCCUGGCAUGCUAUCUCUAAUUGAUUCAAGAGCCUAGAUUUGGAGACUUUAUUCCUUAGCAUCCAUGGAUGCAGAAAUGAAUAAUAAAUUUGGCUAUGGAAGCCCUGGAAUUUUAGGAAAGUUGUGAUUCUUUGAUAUUUUGGUGAAAUUCUGGAUCAGGAGGGGUGUUAAAAUAUCAGAAUUAUGGAGGCUCAUAUAAGAAGAAUUCUUAUCAUCUUAGUCCUCCUCCCCCAUCUUUGCCUGUCAGGAACAUUUUAGACAAGAGUUACCUUGGUUAACUUAAGGGUUUGUUUUUUGGUUUUUGGUCUUGUUUUUUUUUUUUAGAAAACCUCAUAGAAAUCUCUCACCCAGUUCAGGUAUAUAGGGAAUUUUCCUUUUCAUUAUUUGAAGGAAGAGGGUUUUCCUCACCACCACCCAUAAUUAGAGAUUGGCAUCAGAAACUUUUCUAAAUUAUAAAGACAAAUGACCAGAAAAUUUUUGUCUUUCAUUGAAUGCAGUUUGAUUUAGCAUAAUCAUGAGUUAAUUUGAUAAAGAUCUCCAGUUUUAUCCUUUGACACCCUUUAAUGUUCUAUAUAUUUUUUCCUUUAAUCUGAGACCCUAUUUGUUUCAUAAAAGAAGAUUGGUUAGCAUAUCCUCAAUUGUCUUGGAAAAAAUGCCUAGAUCUAGUACCAUUAUUUCUAUGAUUAAAAUCUUGAAAAUGAAAUACUUGAAAACAGGUAACCAUAAAGAUCAUACCAAUUUAGAAUGAAUAUUAGAGUAAAGUAUGAGAAAUUUACAAAAGGACUCUAUUUAUGGACUCAAUUUUACCAUAUGGAAUAGGGAUCCAUUCUCUGUGUUAACCUACAAAACGUAUUUAUCUGGCCAUUGCACUUCUGAUAAAUUUCAUUUUUAAAUCUUCAUGGUGUCAAAUUCUUAAGUAAUUUCAUGCACACAGGUGAAAAUGCAAUUUAGUAAUCAGUUUCUACUACAUUUAGAGGUCAAGGAAACUGCAUAUAUUCUUUCACAAGGCAUCUAUAUUGUUUAAUAUUUAUAGAGCUCAUAGAAAUACAUCAAUAAGCUCCUAAACUAUACAGCCUCAAUUUCGGGUUUUCACAUUUAAAAUGUUUUUGAUUUAUCAAUAUUUGUGGUUUAACUUUGUGGGGAUGCCCAGACAGUAGAUCAUUUUUGUCUCUAUUUUACCAAAUAAGAAUAACACUAAAGACUAUGUUUUCCAUUCCAACACAUCACUUACCACUUUCACCAUUUUUAGUAGGCCUAAAAUAGUGAGCAUAUAUAAUCAAAAUGAUACUUCAUACAACAUAUACUUCCAUGCACUCUCCAUGUAAUCACAUAUAUGCAUAGAUACACAAUUGUAUACAUAAAAUACCCUUGAAAAUAUAUAAAGACUUGGAGUAAAAUAAAACUACCAUGUUAACACAUAAUUUUUUUGUUUUUUUUAAUUAACAAAAGGGCUCUAUAAAUGAUUAGGAGAGCAGUAAGGGAAUUCUUUAGUCAUUUCAAGUGUGUAUUUGUAUCACACCAGUUACUUGUGUUCAUUGACACCAAAUAUUUUCAAGCUUUUUGUCAGGUAUACUUGCCUUGAGGUUUUGCAGUAGCAAGUGGUAGGGAUGAUAGUGCUCCCUUUUCACCUGAGAUGCCUUCAGCUCAUACCUUGGGAGUGAGGUGUGGGAGUAGCCACCAGCCUGCCACUGACUAGGCACGUUAAGAAUUAGACAAGGAUCGAGAGACUGGUUUUUUCCAGCCUUGGCUUGGAAGCUUGUUUCAAAAACCGUUACAAAAUCUUAACCUUCAAAUACAUUUUAAAUCACUUUAAUUUAGAAUAUAGGUGAGUAACUUGAGUGAUCCUAAACCAAACUAACAAGUGCUGGUUUGUCAGACACCCAAAGCCCACUUCACACAUUUAUAAGGACAGAGAUUUAGGCAUUUUGUCAGUUUUAAGCCCUGAUAUAUAGGUAUUCCAGCUUUGGGGACAUGUAUGUCCAUUCACUUUUGGGGAGAGAUAUUACUACUUUCUUUCUGUGUGGUGAAAACAUAAGCCAUGGUGAACUGAUAAUUUUUGUUUUUAAAUUAUUUAUAUUACUGAAUUGGCAAAAUUACGGUUCACACUUCAGAGCUACAUUGUCCUAUGGGCAUAAAACAAGCCAGCAAAUUUUCUGAUGCAUUUGAAGUUGAAAUGUGUUUUUCAGUUAUCAUUUCAAUUUUUAAAUUUCUUGGUGCUUUGUCUAAUUAAUUACAUGCCAUAAUUUGUCAGAAUAGCUGCUUCAACUGAAUUGCUAUCAUUUGGCUGGAUGGGAGUGAACUAUGUCCUCAAAAUAUAUUGAAAUAAGUUCGUCAAACAUGUUUAGACUUCCUCUCAUUGCUGUAGACAGGCCAGUGUAGAGAUUGGCAUUUCCCUGUCCAGCCCUACAACUUAAUUCCUCUCUGCCUCAGUUUCCCCAUGAUACACUUGUCCAACCUACCUCACAAGGUUGUCAGAAAGAUCAAAUUAAAUAAUAGAUGUGAAAAUGCUUCGAAAAUGUUUUUAAGUGCUAUGCAUAUUUAUAGAGUUGUCAUUAUAGUAAUUCAAAUCCAUAAAAAGGUUAUUAUUAUUUUUUUACUGUUUGAAAAGAAAUAUGUAGUGUCAUUCAUAGGAGUUCCUGAGUGGAUAUGUGAAUCUUUGGUCUUCUUGGCAGGUGCCCUUUCUCUUACCACCAGUUGCUUACAAAAAUUAGCACCCAAACACAUGGCACUUGGAGGAAAAAGACCCACUGAAUCUGAUAAAGUACUUUCUGGUGGCAAAUGAAUUUUUCAUUUUGGUAUAGUUUUCUAUAAAGGAUAUAACAACAUCUUUUGAUAAUUGUGCUUUACAACUUGAAUGCUGAUUCAAGGCAUUAAUUGGAUGUGAGUUUAAUCUUUUCAGCCUUGUAAAUGGGAAAAUAUACAUUAAAAUUGAUUGUCAAAUACAGCAUUUCUUUGGAAACCACCUUGAAACAUUAGUGCUAUGGUUAUGAGUGUAUGUGCCAGUACUUACCAUUGUGGAUAUGAGCUUUCGUUGACUGCUUCUCUGCAGUCAUUAAUGCUAAUAAAUAUUGUUAUGUUUCUUCAUGUAAUAAAUUAAUUUUUCAAUUUC